UGCACGUUAUGUUUGCCGCUCAAAUUGGUUAACUAAUUCGUUCAAACGUUCACAAGUCUUUCUUCUUCGCAUUCGUUACAGACGGAUGUAAACUUUCCCAACUUGGUGCAGACUAAAAAAACAAUGACUAGACUUAUUAGUUAUUCGACACUAAUAUUCGAAGUGAAUGCGAAACAUAUGUAAAAGAGAUUUGAAAGUAAAGUGCGAGUGAUAUAACCACGUUGUUUGUUUAUGGUAAACAAUAAGCGAAUUAACGAAUUGAGAAAGAUGAACACUCCGCAGUCAAACAAAAAGAAGGGUAGAAAUAGAGUAGGUGGUAUUAAUAACGAUAAUGCCAGUCCUUUGAAUGCUGAACCGUUAAACACUCAAGAGUCAUCGAAGUUUGUUUUGAUAACCCCACUUGGAGAAGACAAGACAUACAAAAUUGGAAUUGACGAACCUAUACCCAUUAUUUCUUUAGAAGAAAAUGGUUUUGAUGAUAAAGGAACGACAUCGAAAGGUACUGGUUUACCUGAAAAAGAGGAUGAGAAGAAUGUGCUUAGUAAUUUACCAGUUGCAGUUUUUAAGGAAAUAGAAGGAUAUGAAGAAAAGUUAGGAGAAGCAGAACCACUUCCCAAUUCAUAUAUUAGAUUCAUGGAACGUAGUGGAGAAGAACUUGAUGGUGAAGUUGAAUAUGAUCUGGAUGAAGAAGACACUGCGUGGCUGUCUAUAGUCAAUGAAAGACGAUUAGCGGCAGGACUUAGUCCGCCGUUAGAGCCUGACACAUUUGAAUUGUUAAUGGACCGACUUGAAAAAGAAUCUUAUUUUCAACAGCAGACUAAUGGAGGUGGAGGAGUAGCAGCUGACGAGGAUGCUGUGUGCUGCAUCUGUAUGGAUGGAGAAUGUCAAAACAGUAAUGCAAUAUUGUUUUGUGAUAUGUGCAAUUUAGCUGUACAUCAAGAUUGUUACGGAGUACCAUACAUUCCUGAAGGCCAGUGGUUGUGCAGAAGAUGCUUGCAAAGUCCUUCGAGAGCCGUUGAUUGUGUUCUAUGCCCUAACAGAGGAGGUGCUUUCAAACAAACCGAUCGUCCAGCUACAUGGGCUCACGUUGUGUGUGCCCUGUGGAUACCAGAAGUAAGGUUUGCUAAUACAGUAUUCCUGGAGCCUAUAGAUAGCGUAGAAAGUAUACCUGCCGCAAGAUGGAGACUCACAUGUUGCGUGUGUAAACGUCGAGGAUCGGGUGCUUGCAUUCAGUGUCACAAAAGCAACUGUUAUGCUGCAUUUCAUGUGACUUGUGCACAGCAAGCUGGUCUCUGUAUGCGUAUGAGGACUGUGCAACCUGCAAACGGAGAACCAAUGUUAGUUCAAAAAACAGCUUACUGCGAAGCACACACACCACCUGAUUAUCAACCUUCCACUAAUCCUGCUGAUGCAAGAAGAAGAGCUAUUGCGAACAAAAAGAGCUCAUCAGCACCUGUUAUUUCUAUUCCAACCAUACCACCCGAGCGUAUUAAGGAAAUUGCUAGUUUAGUUGAGGGGAUGCCUAAGAAAAGUCAAUUGAUACAGCGUCUCAUAGCAUAUUGGACCCUGAAACGUCAAAACAGAAAUGGAGUACCGCUGCUUAGAAGACUACAAAGUUCACAUCCACAAUCCAGACCUCCACCGCUUGGGGACCAUUCAUCACCGCCACCGGACAGCGAAUUACGCGGAGAAUUGUAUCGGCAGCUGAAAUAUUGGCAAUGUUUACGUCAAGAUUUGGAGCGUGCUCGGCUACUCUGCGAAUUAGUUCGCAAGCGUGAGAAGCUGAAGAAAGAAUUAUUCAAAGUAAAGGAAAAAUGUCUUUGGUUUGAACUACGUCCAUUGGAAAGUAUCCUGCGUACUUUGUUGGAGGCCAUCAAAGCGAAAGAUGUGAAUGAUGUUUUCGGACAGCCAGUGAACACAAAGGAAGUUCCAGAUUAUUUGGAAAUCGUAUCGCAUCCCAUGGAUCUUUCUACAAUACAGGCCAAAAUAGAAAGACAAGAAUAUGAUACGAUCGGUGCUUUCGAAGGCGACUUCAAUCUGAUGGUGAACAAUUGUCUCGCAUAUAAUCGUAAAGAUACCAUGUUUUAUCGAGCUGGUAUUAAAAUGAAAGAGCAAGGAGGCGCUUUGAUAGAGCAGGCUCGUAAGGAUUAUCCCGACCUGGAUCCAGUCAGUGAAUCUGAACAAACAGCAUCUAAGUCCAGAAAGAGGGAUCGAACCAACAGAAGUCGCGGCGAGGCAGAAUUGCAGCUUGGUGAGAAAGAAAUAGGUGGUGGAGGUGUGAACAGGCGAACGGCGGUCUUAUUUACUCGCAAAGCCAGAGCACGUGCAAGUAGGAGCAAUCAGAUGUUCGUUAUGGAGGAUGACAGAAAGAAACAGAGCGAUAGCUUUAAAGUGUAUAGGAGUGGAACAAUGGACAGUGAUGUAGGAGAAGGUGAAAGUCAAUCGUCGAGCUGUAGCAGUUGUUCGACAAGUAGAUCUACCACUCCGGAUCCAGAUGAGGAGAAACAAAAGCAAGAAGUAAGCGAGGCGAAGAAAGAAGUUGAGACCAAACAAACUGCGACUAGUAAUGGAUUAGAGGCUCUGCAGCUGGUAUGGGCCAAAUGCCGUGGUUAUCCAUGGUAUCCAGCUUUGAUAAUAGAUCCCAACACACCUAGAGGUACCAUACACAAAGGUGUACCGAUACCAGCUCCGCCUGAUGAUGUAUUGGCGCUUGCAGUCAAUUACAAGGAACCAGUAUUUCUUGUUCUCUUCUUCGACACCAAACGGACAUGGCAAUGGCUGCCAGGCGAAAAAUUAGAGAAACUUGGAGUGUCUCAAGAAUUGGACGAGGCGAAAUUGAUCGAAUCGCGAAAACCUGCUGAUAGGAAAGCUGUGAAGAAAGCUUACCAGGAAGCGCUUCAUUAUCGCAAGCAGACACAUAAUACAACAGUAAUCGCUGGUUCAACUAGUUAAUUUCGGAUGUAAUAAUUACUUAUAAUUAAAUUAGCACAAUAUUUGUAAGUAUGUAAAAAGAAUUUUAACCUAACGAUCUAACUUAUAGACAUAGACGUAAGUCGCACUUUUCCAAAAUACUAUUUAUAACGUUUUUAAAUGACUGAAUAAAUCAUUCUUUAUACGAAAUCAA
Molecule: messenger RNA, 3124 nt
Organism: Megalopta genalis
Lineage: Eukaryota; Metazoa; Arthropoda; Insecta; Hymenoptera; Halictidae
Gene: Br140
Product: bromodomain-containing protein 140
Biological process (GO): regulation of transcription by RNA polymerase II
Molecular function (GO): protein binding
Source: RefSeq, a predicted model, not a curated record